AGAGCGAGCGAGAGAGCGAGCGCUCAGCUGUAUCCAAAGAACAGCGUUUCACUUUCUGAAGCGCAUGGAUUUUAACUGGAAAGCCCACAGAGAGGGAACGUCGUGCGCUCUAUUGAACAGACCCAAUAUGUGAUAUUCUAACAGAUCGACCCAGUUGAUAAGGACUGCGAAUUUGUUUUGGGAUUGUAUUACUUAAAUAGCCUAUUCGGCUACUUUUACAAACGGCCAUUCCACUGCUAGGAUACCUUGAUAGUAUAUCUGAUUGAAAUGGUGCGAUGUUCCAAACAAUAAUCCAACGCGUUGACUUUUGGUUGAUUUAUCUGACAGUUGUACUAUGUGGAGCUUCAGGUGCAGGAGUGCACAGUUGCCAUGAGGUUAAAACGGCUUUCCAAUUGCGCCAGAUCGGUCCGUUGAAAUGGGUCCCCGAGGCACCUGGAACAGAUGGCGAGCUGCAGAUCUGCAAGCACUCAGGCCCGUCGUGUUGCACACGCAAGAUGGAGGAGAGUUACCAGGCAGCAGUGCGCAGAGAGACUCUCCAGAAUAUCCGUUCCUACAGCUUUGAGCUCAAGUACCUCAUCGUGGGCCACGCCUCUGCCUUCCAGGAUGCGUUCCAGUCUCUGCUAUCCUUCACUCUGAACCUGACCACUGGUAUGUUUGACAGUGCCUAUGAGCCCCUCUCCCAGGACGCUCGCCCCCUGGUGGCAGACCUCUUCUCCGACCUCUCUCUCUUCCUGGGAGGAGACGGCAACACCUCCAUGGAGCGCUCUGUGCACCGCUUCUACGACAACCUCUUCCCGCUGGUUUACCGGCGUCUGGUCAACCCUGGGCUGGCCUCGGCCCCACCCUCCUCUGAGCACAGCGAGUGUCUGCGCAUGACACGCCAGGAUGUCAACCCAUUUGGGUCUCACCCCCGUGUCCUGGCCAAGGGGCUGACCCGGGCUCUGAGCGCAGGACGGGCACUGAGCCAGGCGCUGGUGAUAGGGGCAGAGGUGCUGAACGCUACAGAGUGGGCGGGGCUGGCCAGGGAGUGUGGACGGGCUCUGGUGAGGAUGCAGUACUGCCCCCACUGCAGGGGCCUGACCCUGAUCCGGCCGUGUGGAGGACUGUGUCUGAACGUGAUGCGGGGCUGCUUGGUAGGGCUCUCUGAGCUGGACGGGCCCUGGAGGCGCUACGUGGCCCUGCUGCAGGAACUGACAGGGGCCCUGGCUGGAGGCCACGACCUGGAGCUGGCUCUGCAGGGCAUCAGGAACCACGUCAAUGACGCUAUCCUGCACGCACAGCUGCACGGGCCACGCAUCAGCGCUAUCGUUGAUAAAGUAUGUGGGCCUCUCACAGACACUCCGUCAGUGACAAGCAUACGUUCCACCCUGAAGGUCAUGACCUCUGUGAGUACCUCCCCGACCUCGAUGGUGAUGACGUCCUCCCCAGCUGAGGUCACACUGGGCCACUUGUCGCAUACCAGGAGGUCCUUUCCUCUGAAACCAUCCAAGAAUAAUAAGCCUAGAAGUCUGAAAAAGAUCUCUAGAGAGUUUAUGGGCUAUAUCCAACGCUACAGGUCCUUCUUCUCUGCCUUGCCAGAGAUGCUUUGUGAGAGUGAGAUGGUGGUGGAUGAUUUCACCUGCUGGAGCGGGGAGGAUGUGGUGGAGAGUUAUGUGGGCCGUGUUGUGGGUAACGGCCUUCAGGCCCAGAAAAACAACCUAGAGAUCAAGGUCCGCAGCAUCGACCCCAUCCUGGUGGGAGCUAGAGACAGACUAGAACAUUUCAAACGGGUCAACAACCUGAGGAACAGUGGACACGUCAGCAGAUACAGAGGAGACACAAGGAGCAUUGAAGCCAGAUUCUUGUUAUGUAAAUGUCCUUUAACCUAAAUGUUCCUUGAGCUAGAAGCCAAAACAAAUUUUCCCCUCAGCCUCUCUAGAGAGGCUUUAUGCAGACUGCAGAGUCAGAGGCGCUCAGGGAAUAGUCCCUCCUUGCCUGGCUGGUCUGCCAGGAGCUCUGUUCUAACCUUUGUGGGGCUGAACAGUUACCAGUAGGGCUGUGACGAUACCAGUAUCGCAAAAAACAUUUAAUGGAAAAAAUUUAAACACGAGGUUGACCAAACUUUUUAGUCCUUUAAAUACCUGUAUGUAAAAUAUUGUGUGCUAUAGUUUGGAAAAUAAAUGUGACUCUGGAUGACAACAUAAUGAUGCUUGUUUCCAACAUUAGGGCUGUUUUCCUUAAGAAGUUAUAUCCGCUUCGUGCUUUGUUUCCUUGCCACGAUACUAACGAGUAUCGAGAUACUGGUAUCGUCCCGGAUCUAGCUACCAGACCCGUUGAGUCCUGUUGUGCUGUGUUUGUGUCUCUCCCCCAAACUCCACCCACUGUCUCUCUCUGUCACUCUCUCUCGCUCUCUCUGGUACUAUAUUUUUCUGUAUACUUUAUUUUCAUUGAACAUUCGUUUUCCUUUCUCUCGUUAACCGUUGUCUGGUCUAUCACUCAGAGUUAUGGUAUUGUCUCGCUUUGUUAGAAGUGUCCUAACAGGGCUCUAUGUGCCCAAAAUCUUUAUCUAAAGUUGGUCACACAGUGUUAUACAGAUAAAGGUUUUAAUCUUUAGCCAACAUUAUUCACAAUUACUAUAUUCUGCUUGAGUCAAUUCUUAAUAAAUUAGGUUAUCUGGAGCCAGUUUGAAGCAGAGUAUACCCUGUGAAGCCAUCAGAUCACCUCCCAUGCUUGGUGUGAGAGCAAGGAUUCCCCUGUUAUCACCCCAGACUAAUUCGAUAAGCAAUGACCAUGUCGGCUGUUAGCGGGGAGUUCUAAAAAGAGGGAUACUUGGUGUCCAGCCCAUUGUUCCAGCUGUUUCUGGGAGGGGAUCGGGGAGAGAGAGAGGAGAGGCACACAGCUCAUCUGGCCCUCUGGGAGCCAUUUAACUUCUGUCUCUUAUUACUUCAUUAAAAGCAGACGUGACUGGGUUUGUUUCUGUGGGCCGGCCCAGCCUGGCCCAAACAGAGCAGGCAGUCUCUUCAAAGCAGCCAGAGGCUGGGAACAUCUAUCAGAGAGGUGGGAAGGGGAGUGGAAACCUAAGGAGUCAAUUUAAGCACUUUGAGGUGGCUAAGAGCUCAAUGUGAGAGAGAAAAGUGAUUUACAGGAUUACAUGUGUUUUAUGGCCACUGUACCUGAGGGGAGAGAGAACGUUCACAAUGUUCACAGCCAGUGCCAGUGUGCUUGUUUUUCUAACCCUGACUGGGACCCUGCUCGCCUCUAUAACUAACAAAUCACACGCAAGAGAUUAGAUUAAGAUUGUUAGAUUUUCCCCAUGUGUACUAAGGUUAAUUUGAAAGGGAGGAAUCUUCAACCCCAAAGAAGGAUCUUAUUUGAUUUCCUGAAGAAGGCAUUAACCUUCCUUUUUGGAGUUUAUUUCAAAUGCCCUCUACU
This is a messenger RNA of Salvelinus namaycush (lake trout), 3411 nucleotides long. RefSeq names its product glypican-5-like. Gene Ontology annotation, cellular component: cell surface; plasma membrane; extracellular region. The record is from RefSeq and is a predicted model, not a curated record. The transcript is spliced from 8 exons. Gene Ontology annotation, biological process: positive regulation of canonical Wnt signaling pathway; regulation of protein localization to membrane; cell migration. The coding region runs from base 276 to 1868 and encodes 530 amino acids. NCBI's taxonomy places the organism in Eukaryota, Metazoa, Chordata, Actinopteri, Salmoniformes, Salmonidae.